This is a messenger RNA of Tetrahymena thermophila SB210, 306 nucleotides long. RefSeq lists its product as hypothetical. The transcript has a single exon. The record is from RefSeq and is a predicted model, not a curated record. Lineage: Eukaryota; Ciliophora; Oligohymenophorea; Hymenostomatida; Tetrahymenidae.
AUGUUCCCAACUAAUUAAAAUCUUUUUGUUGUCUUUAAAAACAAAGAUAAAUUCACCACAUAACCCUUUAUCCCAAUUUAAGAUUCAUGCCUUAUUUUAAACUUCCUGUCUCCCUACGAAGAUAUGCUUCUUGACCCUAAUUACCCUAAAAAUAAUCUUAGAACUGAACUUCAUUCUGACAUUAGAUAUAUCAAAGUUGUUGCUUAUCUCUCCAGAAAUUAACCAGACUAUUAUUAGAAUUUGGCCAUGUUACUUAAAAAAUGUGAAGACAUUGCCUAAGAGAUGGAUAGACAUAUUAUAAAAUGA